Plutella xylostella (diamondback moth) is the source of this 3122-nucleotide messenger RNA. RefSeq lists its product as uncharacterized. Lineage: Eukaryota; Metazoa; Arthropoda; Insecta; Lepidoptera; Plutellidae. The record is from RefSeq and is a predicted model, not a curated record.
AUUCAUUCAUUCAUUUAGCUGUCAAAAUUCCACACGUUUUCUUGGCGUUGUUUGUAAUCCGGCAUUACAUUUUAAUUAAAUUUAUGAAUUAAUUUGUGCUGUUCUGACCUAAAAUGUAAGCUGUAGUGUACCGAUUUAUCAUACCUCUCAGUUUUCAUACGAACAAGCGCGGACCAGCAUGUAGCGGCGCGGCGCUAGGAUGACCACAAUAGCAGGAACAAUGUCCACCAUCUCCACAAGAUCGCUACAACCCCCCAACUAAAUGGAAUACCCCUAGAGUGCCCCACAACCCGCAGCCAUGGCCCCGCCGUCCCCAGCAAACCCCAAAAACGAUACCCCAAAAAACUUAAAACUCACGACAAUCGACAUAAUUGGAGGCAUUUUCUGCAACAUCUGUAAGAUAACAUGUCGCAACAAGAAGGACUAUGAUGACCACUACGUGACCCACACCACGGCCAGUAAGGACAUAGUGUACACAUGCGUGGUCUGCUACAAAGAGAUCCCCGGCUACUCCAGCUUCCGCGGGCACUGCUACACUGCACAUGUCAUCAAGGACAGAUUCAAGUGCAACAUUUGCAGCAAAACCUUCUCAAAACAGUCAGUUCUCAAUGAACAUGAACAGAGCAAGCACCGGUUCAAGUGCCGCCCGCCGUGCAACAAAGAAUUCUCAUCCAAGAAAGAACUGCAACUCCACCAAAUUAUACACAAAGACAGUGGCCCCCCGUAUGCCUGCUACAAGUGUGAAGACACUAUCAACUCCAUAGACAUCUGUGAGAAGCAUGUGGACCAGCACGCGGUCCUCACAUACUCCUGCCCGAUCUGCAACGACACAUUCUCAGAUAAGGCGGCAGCAGGCCAACAUUUGACCAAACACUUUGCUGGUGAAACUCUCCAGGAGUCGUCAAUCGAACACAAACACCGGGACUCGGCUAGCAUUGCGCUCGGGGGCAUUCUCUGCAACCUGUGCGGGGAAAAUUACAAUAACAAGUCUGAUUUUGAUUUACAUUACGAUGAAGAGCAUGGUGAGGAGGUGAUCUACUCGUGCAACGUCUGCGGCACCCAAUACUCCAAGUACAUGGCAUAUUCCAACCACUGCUACAAUCACAUCAUGAAGGAUCAAUUCAAAUGCGACACAUGCAGCCGCUCGUUCAGCCGCCUGUCCCAGCUGAUCGCGCACGCGGCGGGCUGCGGGGGCGGGGGCGGGGGGGGCGCAGGCAAGGUGUUCGCCUGCGCCCACUGCACCAGCUCCUAUCAGCUGGAGAGCAGCCUGCGCAGCCAUCUGAGGGACGUGCAUGAUGUGAGGACAGUGAUGUGCAGCGAGCCGGGAUGCGGGGUCGAGUUCUCAACAAUGAAGGGCCUAGUCGUGCACCAGCUUUCCCACAAGAACAUUGAAAACUACUGUCGCUCGUGCGGGCUGGAGUUCCGCCACCUCGCGGCCUGCGAGAAACAUCUCGACGUGCACAAGAAGAAGGAGUUCCCGUGCCCCGUCUGCCGUAAAACCUUCGCCGAGAAGUACCAGGCGACCAGACACAUCACGCAACACUUCCAGAGCGUCUUACAUGUCUGCAAGAUCUGCGGAAAGAUAUAUAGCCGCAAACACCGACUCGUAGAACACAUAAAGAUCCACUCAGAGAAUAAGCAGUUUAAGUGCGAUGUGUGCGGCAAAGGAUUCGCGCAGCUCCUGAACUUACAGCAGCAUGUAAACAUGCAUACGGGGGAAAAGCCGUUCGAGUGUGUCGUGUGCAGCAAAAGAUUCGCGAGCCAUCCGAACUGGCACAAGCAUCUGCGCAACAUACACAACAUUGACCCGAAGACUGUGUCCAAGCCUCAGGCACAGAAGACCUCUAAACCGCGCAACGUAAAGUCUAAACUCGCGAAAGUUGUUGAUGAAAUAGAAGAAGAAAUGCCUCCUGAGGAAUAUUCCGAGAAGUCUAGCGACUCGUCGGUCGCAGAAUCGAUCGCCAACGAUAUAACGGGUCUAGAUGUGUUAGAAGAGGCCUAUAUGCACGUGCAUUCGGGCGGCAAGUGGCGAGCCCUGGAGCCCGCGGGGUUCAACACAGACCUGGCCGGCGGCGACGCGGCCUUCAUUGAGGAGCAGGGGGAUGCCGCGCUUACGCUUACAACUUUGACGCCGCCCGAACCAACUCCAACUCUCGCAUCCGAGGCCCCUAGCGACGGCUACCCGCGCGAGUACGGACCAGACUUCAUCAACCACCGCGGCGCCGCUCUCAGCGCUUCCGACUACGCGGGGCAGAUCAUCGACCUCGACGACCACCUGUUGCCACACAUCGACCCCCUGCUCACCAUCAAGGAGCAAACGCAAAACAAACUACUCGAAAACAUGACCAAUGUUGACGACUACGAACAAACCGAUGAAAAUCAAUACAACGCCAAGUGGGAACCCCCCAUUAUCACGAAAAUAUAUCAGAGUUGCAACUACGAUGAUAUACCCAAUAUCAGCUCGAAUAUACUGUCGGUGUUGACCACCGACAUCUACUAGGUGGCCGCGAAUUUAUUCAGUUUCAUUGGGUUCCGAAUGCAAUGAUUGCAUCAAUGAAUUCCAGCCAUCUUUGUAUAUCAAGAUAUAAUAUUUGUGUCGGAGUUAGUGUUGAAAGUAUUUUUCUAUCUUAUACACAGGCAAAUGGUAACUAUGACUUUGAAUUUCAUAUAUACAACAAUAAUUUUACAAUAUAUAUUAUAUAGAUAUCCGUAGAGUCUUGUUGUGCAAAUAUUAUAUUGCUAUACUGUUCACAUAUGUAUAAGAGUAUUUUUGAUACAUAUAACAGAUACUGCCAAGUCAUAGUGGCGUAUUACCACUAGCCUAGUUACUACCUCAGCCGGAAUCGACAAGAUUGCUACCUCAAUACCCAUAGGAAUAUAUUAAUGUUACACGUUAUAUUUAUAUAUCUGCAUAUAUCCCACCAAACGUUUAUAAUCAUAUAUUUCAUAAUAACGCUACCUCAUUUAGAUAUUUAAGUUAUAAUAGAUGUUAAAAUAGUGAACAUAAUAAAUACAUGAAUGUUAGAUGGCAAGCGGUCAUGUCUUGCAACGGAGCAGCAUUGUAACUAAAACUAAAACUAGUAAAUCGCAGAAAAUACAAAAAAUAUGACUCAUUUGUUACA